AUGAUUGGUGGUGUUCAAAAUUUGGAACAAACUGAAAAGCUUGCUGAUGAAGAUUUCACUUUCGAGAAGCAGCAGGAACAUCUUUUGAUGAGUAAACUUGCAGCACACAGCAAAUUACCAGUGAAACCACAAAGUGCGUUUCUGCAGAAGAAAUUACAGCAGCAAAGAAAAUUUUUUGAUUCUGGUGACUAUGCAAUGAAUAAACAAAAAACGAAUAACCCAUCAGUGAACUUGUCAAAUGCCAAUUUACAAAACGUUGCGCAUAGAUCUAAUUCACUUUCUUCAGCCAUGCAGGAAGUGGAUACACCGCUUAAAAUUGAUGUUUCACCGACAAUAAGGGAUGAAUCAUUGCUAAUUCCUCGCCCAGACACAGUCCCACAGCGUAAAUCAUCGAUUAUUUACCCAUCUGUACAUAGCAAAUUAAGUCCACAACCAUAUAUCCAUCAUUCAACGCAUGAUAGCGAUCUUCUUCCAGGACCCUGA
Cercopithifilaria johnstoni is the source of this 483-nucleotide messenger RNA. The record is from the annotation of a GenBank genome assembly. NCBI's taxonomy places the organism in Eukaryota, Metazoa, Nematoda, Chromadorea, Rhabditida, Onchocercidae.